This is a messenger RNA of Capsella rubella, 397 nucleotides long. Its product is annotated as protein PSY3. The coding region runs from base 83 to 298 and encodes 71 amino acids. Lineage: Eukaryota; Viridiplantae; Streptophyta; Magnoliopsida; Brassicales; Brassicaceae. The record is from RefSeq and is a predicted model, not a curated record. The transcript is spliced from 2 exons.
AAGAGAUAUAGUUGAAUAGAGGAAAGAGAGAGAGCGACAGAGAGAAAAAGGAGAAGAAAGAAGGAGAAAUUAGAGAGGCAGGAUGGGUUAUUGUUAUGCAAUUCGGCUAUGUUUAUGCAUCUUCUUUGCAAUUUCGAUUGUCUCUUCAGCUGGAAUCACGUUUUCAUCAUUUUCAGAAAAUGAAAAGAUAGUGGAGAGAGAUAGAUCGUUGAUGGUGAGCACCAAUGACUAUGGUGAGCCAUCGGCCAACGCACGGCACAACCCACCAGGAAGGCGUAGAGGAGGUCGGAGAGGAUGAAAUAAUGUCUUGUGAUACAUGAUAUAAUAUUUUUUUGUUACAUCGUUUCUAUAUAUAUAUAUAUUAUGAGUGUAUCUUUUUAUAUAUAGUGAAUAAUAU